Molecule: messenger RNA, 402 nt
Organism: Aegilops tauschii subsp. strangulata
Lineage: Eukaryota; Viridiplantae; Streptophyta; Magnoliopsida; Poales; Poaceae
Product: putative ripening-related protein 6
Source: RefSeq, a predicted model, not a curated record
AUGGCGAGCACUACCAAGGCCGUGGUGAUUUUUGGCAUUCUUGUUUUCCUGCAGGUGUGGUGCGCCGCGGGGGAUGUCUACAACAUCCCAGCAUUGAUGUCAGUGAACGGGUUCGAGCAAGGAGAGGAGGGAGGGCCGGCGAAGUGCGACGGCCAGUACCACAGCGACAGCCUCUUGCUGGUGGCGAUGACUUCGGCGUGGUACGGGCCCGGCUUCCGGUGCGGCUUGGUGAUCAGCAUCAAAAGCGCUGGCGGGAUCACCGUGAAGGCCAUGGUCGUCGACGAAUGCGACACGGACAACGGCUGCGGCACCACCGAGAUCAGCACGUCAGCCGCCGUGUGGCAUGCCUUGGGGCUUGACACCAGCGUCGGCGAGGUGGCCGUCACCUGGUCGGAUGUCUAA